Molecule: messenger RNA, 886 nt
Organism: Actinia tenebrosa (Australian red waratah sea anemone)
Lineage: Eukaryota; Metazoa; Cnidaria; Anthozoa; Actiniaria; Actiniidae
Product: MAM and LDL-receptor class A domain-containing protein 1
Biological process (GO): proteolysis
Cellular component (GO): membrane
Molecular function (GO): zinc ion binding; metalloendopeptidase activity
Source: RefSeq, a predicted model, not a curated record
AAUUUUCUGCAUAUAAAGGUGAAUAGUUGUGAGAAAGUUUCAGUUUAUUCCUGGUUCCACCAUGGGUCGGUUUAAGCAUAUUAUCCUGCUGAUCAGCAUUGCAGUCUCUCUAUCCAGUUCUGUUCCUGUAGCUUACAACGAGAAAAACCUGUCAGAAAACGACGAUUCUCAAAAAGAUGUUGCAGAAAUAAUUGAAAGUGUAAAUGAAAAGGUGGAUAAGAUCCUAUUUGAAGGUGAUAUAAUCCUGGGUGAGAAGAACAAAGAUGUUGAUGGACCACAAGAAGGAAACGAAAAGAGAAACGCUCAAAGAGAUCGAAAAUAUGUUUGGGAAUCCAAAGUUGUUCCUUAUGUCAUUGACCAGACCUUGAGAAGUCCAAAUGACGAUGGACCAGUAAUUCAGGAAGCCAUUGAAGAAUUCCACAAGCAUACUUGUGUCAAAUUUGUCCCUCGCACAAGUGAAAAAAAUUGGAUCAAUUUUGUUAAGAAAUCCGGGUGUUAUUCAAGCGUCGGUAAAAGGUACUGGAGAAGUGGGGGACAAGAUGUCUCAAUUGGCCAAGGCUGCGCUUACAAAGGGAUAAUUAUGCACGAACUACUUCACGCACUGGGCUUCUGGCACGAACAGUCCAGACCUGACAGAGAUCAAUACGUGAGAAUCAUGUGGGAAAACAUUAAACCAGGAAAGGAGCAUAAUUUCAACAAAUAUAACCAUGGAAGGAUUGACAGACUGAAAGCGACGUAUGACUUAGGCAGCAUCAUGCAUUAUGGGAAAUACUCAUUUUCCUCGAACGGCAAACCCACAAUAGAGGGCAUCAGCAAUCCAAACCAGCAGCUGGGACAAAGAAAUGGGUUUUCAAAAACUGAUAUCUUCGAGGUCAAUGCACUGUAU